AUGAAUUGGAAAAUGAUGAAAGAUUUGGAGAACGAUGAUUAUCGUCAAAUGCGACGGAUAGCAUUUCUCGCAAUUGUUGUUUCAACUACUGCUGUUGUUUCAGCAGUAAUUACAUUGCCAAUGCUUUAUAGUUUUAUUCAGACAUUAGAAAAUCAUUUAUUGCUUGAAACUCAUUUUUGCAAGUCUCGAACAAAAGAUAUGUGGUCCGAAAUUACAGCACUCCAGAUUAAUAAAAAAUUUCUCAGCCGUAUUAAAAGAGAAUGGUCAUUCGGUAAAUGGAUGUCGGCUAAUUUUUAUAAAGAUAUUGGUGAUGAUACUGGCAGUAACUAUAGAACAAAUUCAAUUUCACAGAUUAGUGAAUCGGAUCGGAUAAUGAAUGGCAAUUACAAUCGACAAUGUUGCACGUGUCAUAUGGGUGCUGUAGGACCUCCCGGUCCAGAAGGUGUAGAGGGAAAUAAAGGAAUUGAUGGAUAUCCGGGAAAAGAUGGGAAACCAGGAAAGGAUUCGGAAAUUUUUCCAUUUUCAUCAAAGGAGAAUAUUCAGAGUCAAGAAGAGUGCAUCAUUUGUCCACCAGGUCCACCAGGACAUCCGGGUUCUAUUGGUUCCAAAGGGCCUCCAGGUCCUAAAGGAGCACCUGGCAAUCGCGGAAAUGAUGGAGAAAUGGGUGAAGAUGGGUUGGCUGGACAAGCAGGAUUUAAAGGUCGGCGGGGACAAAUAGGGAAACCAGGUAAGCGCGGUAUACCAGGACGGUUAAUCUAUAUACCUGGGUCUAUUGGUCCGGAUGGGCCAAAAGGCAAUUUGGGCGAUCUGGGACCAAAUGGUGUGCCUGGUAUUGACGGUAUCUCUUACCCAGGUCCACCUGGUGAACCGGGUAAUGAUGGUAGGAAUGGAGCAGAAGGUAAGCCAGGCUUACCGGGAUCUUUAGGUCCUCCAGGUGAGGAUGGUAAACCAGGCAGUUGCAAUCAUUGUCCAGCUCCUCGACUACCGCCAGGAUACUGA
Cercopithifilaria johnstoni is the source of this 999-nucleotide messenger RNA. Lineage: Eukaryota; Metazoa; Nematoda; Chromadorea; Rhabditida; Onchocercidae. The record is from the annotation of a GenBank genome assembly.